Messenger RNA from Fusarium coffeatum, 1698 nucleotides. RefSeq lists its product as uncharacterized. Gene Ontology annotation, biological process: mitotic cell cycle; intracellular signal transduction. Bases 1 to 1698 code for a protein of 565 amino acids. Gene Ontology annotation, cellular component: cytoplasm; nucleus. The transcript is spliced from 2 exons. Gene Ontology annotation, molecular function: histone H3T3 kinase activity. The record is from RefSeq and is a predicted model, not a curated record. Lineage: Eukaryota; Fungi; Ascomycota; Sordariomycetes; Hypocreales; Nectriaceae.
AUGUCACGAACCACAACUGUUAAGAAAUAUGGCAAGCAGGCAAAGCGUUCCAAGGCAGAGCGCCUGUUCGCUGAGCUGCCUCAAAGCCCAGUACGACUACCACCAAAAGGAGAACAGAAGGACUCUAUCUCUCUUAUCACAGAGAAAGUAUCAGCAAUAAAUAUCGAAGAAGAAGAAACAACUACCAAGCGAAAAGCACGAUCAUCAAGAAGGGUUAAAGAAUCUGUUCAAGAAACAUUGGUUGAGAUUCCAGAGGACAAGGACAGCAAAAGUCUUGAAGUACCUAAGGAGGUCACCCCUGAGUCUGAGCCUGAGAAGCUCGAACCUGAACUUGAAAAAGUCGAACCUGAGCCCAGCCUUGAAGAGGUGAUCCCCUCAAGCUCCUCAAUAGACGAAGAUGAUUCUGCCGAGAUUUCAAAACUACUCCAGGCUCAGAUAGCCGAGGAGGAAGCUGCACAUCAACCACCACAACUACGCACUCUCACCUGGGACGAUGUCUGCCCCUCUGGAGACAAGAUCAUCAAGAUUGCCGAAGCUUCUUACGCUGAGGUGUAUCGAGUCACCAACGACCGCGGAACAAGCAUCAUCAAAGUCAUUCGCCUUCCAUCACCCAUCAAGCCACAGACCAAAGCUCAAGUUCGAUCCGGCUUGGUCGAUGAAGAGCCGCACCCCGAGGAAGACGUCCAAGGCGAACUGCAGAUCUCGGAAUGGCUAGCGGACAUCCCAGGAUUUGUCGUUUACAAGGAGCGCUAUGUUGUUCAGGGCAAGACAUCAAAGCAGCUUCUCGAGACACAUCAGGCAUUCCAGAAGAAGAUGAAGCGACAGGAUCCUGACCGAGCUCAGUUUUACCCUUCGCCAAGUCGAUACUUGGACGACACCCGAUUUUUGGUUGUAGAGCUUGGUGAUGCGGGAACAUCUUUGGAAGAUUGGAAGUUGACCAGUGAAAGCCAACUUUGGGAUAUCUUUUUCUUGCAGGCUAUUGCUCUGGCAAGAGCUGAGGAUCUUGUUAUGUUUGAGCAUCGCGACCUUCACGAAGGUAAUUUAUGUAUCCGCCAAGUCAAGUCACCUCGAAAGAUGGGUCCUCCAUCGGCAGGGUUCUUUGGCUAUUCGGGUCUGGAUAUCACCAUCUUAGACUAUGGUCUAUCUCGUGGAGAAGAUCUUUCCAUUGACGAUGCAAAGCCUGUAGCUUUCGAUCUUGAGAGAGAUCUUAGCCUUUUCACAAGCACACACGCAGAACAAUGUAAAGUCUACCGCCAGAUGAGGUCUUUUCUCCUGCGCGCAGACCGCACAUGUCUACCGCCAGAAGCCCACGAUACACCUUAUGCCAAGGGAAUUGACGGGCCACUAUCAUGGGAUGCCUACGCGCCGUACACAAAUGUGCUCUGGCUAGCGUAUCUGUACGAGUACCUUACUAGUCACUUCAAGGGUGAUAAGAAAGAGCUCGAGCGAUUCAAGAAAGAAACAGAAGAACUGUGGGAGUAUCUCGAUCCAGACGCUGGAGAGGACGUGCCAUGCUUCGGUUGCGCUGCUGACGUGGUUUGCUUUGCUGUCGAAGCUGGCUGGAUCCGCCAGGAGCAGCUAAAUGGGGCAGAGGAGUCGCUUGUCGAGCGGGAAGAUAGCAUCAUUGCUCCACGAGAAGAGGUCAAGGAGGUGAGCCAAGAGCCAGUGCCAGCAAGAAGGUCGACACGCAGGCGAUGA